AUGUGGCAGGGUUCUCAUGGCCGUGGCGGAGAGGCGUGGGGAGGCUGCCGAUGCGCUCCCACAGCCAAGGGUGCGCGUGGGGCUGAAAAGAGCUAUAAGUUGCGCUUAUGCUAUGGUCCUGGCGACCAAUUCAGUGCUCCUGGCGGUACCGUGAACAUCAGCAAGGGCAGUGGUAACCAAUUCACUGAGGGCACUUUCUCUGGAGCACAUAGUCUUGUCCCGAUCCCUUGCCGGGAGACGCGCCGAUGCCUCAUAAAGCUCGACUCGUCCGCCUCCCGAGCCCAGAGCCGGAUGGGGUUGGAGGGUGUCCUGUCUCUUCAUCGACGUUAG
This is a messenger RNA of Microdochium trichocladiopsis, 330 nucleotides long. RefSeq lists its product as uncharacterized. Lineage: Eukaryota; Fungi; Ascomycota; Sordariomycetes; Xylariales; Microdochiaceae. The coding region runs from base 1 to 330 and encodes 109 amino acids. The record is from RefSeq and is a predicted model, not a curated record. The transcript is spliced from 2 exons.